Lingula anatina is the source of this 3074-nucleotide messenger RNA. RefSeq names its product plastin-2. Gene Ontology annotation, biological process: actin filament bundle assembly; actin filament network formation. Gene Ontology annotation, molecular function: actin filament binding; calcium ion binding. NCBI's taxonomy places the organism in Eukaryota, Metazoa, Brachiopoda, Lingulata, Lingulida, Lingulidae. Gene Ontology annotation, cellular component: actin filament bundle; cytoplasm; actin filament. The record is from RefSeq and is a predicted model, not a curated record.
ACUGUUCAAAGAAGUAAUUGUAAAACCGGAUCUUCUUGUGGAAGAGACCUGACAGAAAUACAGCGAUGACUCAAAAAUAAAGCACAACAGCGUGAGGUCACGUGAGCAGUCCGUCCCACCCUGUAAACUGAACUGAAAAUGGCGGGGAUAAGGCAGAGUGUGGCGUUAACCGUAGACCAAGAGGAUGACUUAAAAAGUCAAUUUCAGUCUAUUGAUGCUGAUGGCAGUGGAUAUAUUAGCCUGGAUGAGCUACAGUUUGCCCUGGAGACCGUUGGCUUCAAAUUGCCAGGCCAUGAAAUUCGUGAACUGAGGGAUAAAUAUGACCGGGAAAACAAAGAUGGCAAAUUGGAUUAUAACGAAUUUAAAAAGUUGUGUGCUGACCUGACUGAGUACAGAGAUCUGGGACGCAAGUUUAAGAAGUUGGUAACCAAGAGAUCAGGCUUAGAGACACAUGGUGGUAUGACAGAAGCAUCCAGUGAAGGAACAACACACUCUGUCCGGAUUGAAGAACAGAUAGCUUUCUCUAACUGGAUUAACAGGGGUUUGACCAGUGAUAAGGAAUGUGCUAAGUACCUGCCUCUUCAAGAAGAUGGCAAAGAUCUCUACGAGAAAUGUAAAGAUGGGAUACUGUUGUGUAAAAUGAUCAAUCUUUCUGUGCCUGACACCAUUGAUGAACGGGCUAUCAACAAGGAGAACCUGAACGUCUACAAGAGACAUGAAAACUUGAUGCUGGCUCUCAACUCAGCUUCUUCCAUUGGCUGUAACAUUGUAAACAUUGGAGCUGAAGAUAUUGACAAAGGAAAACCACACUUGUUGCUGGGGUUGCUGUGGCAAGUUAUUAGAAUUGGUCUCCUGAGUGACAUCAAUCUGCAGAACUUCCCUGGACUGGUUCUUCUGUUGGAAGAAGAUGAAACCAUAGAAGAUUUGAUGAAGUUAUCACCAGAGGCCAUCCUGAUACGCUGGGUCAACUAUCAUCUGCGCAAUGCAAAUUGUGGACGUCAAAUUUCCAACUUCACUUCAGACAUCAAGGACUCUGUGGCUUACAUUCAUUUGCUGGGCCAAAUUGCACCCCCUGAAAAAGGAGUCCACACAAAUGCAUUACAAGAGCCUGAUGACACACAGCGUGCAGAGCUGAUGUUGGAUGAAGCUGACAAGAUCAACUGUAAGUCAUUUGUGUCAGCCAAAGAUGUGGUCAGUGGCAAUUACAAACUUAACCUGGCUUUUGUUGCCAAUCUGUUCAAUACCUACCCUGCCCUGGAACCUCCCACGGAUAAGGAGUUUGAAGUAAUAGAGGAAACUAGAGAAGAAAAAACCUACCGCAAUUGGAUGAACAGUAUGGGUGUGAAUCCUUUUGUAAACCACCUGUACAGUGACCUGAGGGAUGCCCUUGUGUUGUUCCAGCUGUAUGACAAGAUCAAACCUGGUAUUGUGGAUUGGAACAAGGUGACAAAAGUCUUCAAGAAGCUUAGAAUGAACUUUCAGAAAAUAGAGAACUGCAACUAUGCAGUGGACCUUGGCAAGCAGAUGAAAUUUUCCUUGGUUGGCAUUGGGGGUACUAACAUCCACGAAGGCAAUGAGACCCUCACCCUGGCGCUGGUUUGGCAACUGAUGAGAGCUUACACCCUCAGUAUUCUAGCUCAGCUCAGUGAAAAAUCUGAUGGGAAAGAGGGGAAAGCUGUUGCUGAGACAGAGAUAGUACAAUGGGCCAAUGAAAAGCUGUCAGCAGCAAAAAAACCAACCCAGAUUGCUAGUUUUCAAGAUCCAACCAUAGCUGAUGCGAAGGUCGUUAUUGAUCUGGUGGAUGCCAUCAAGCCAGGCUCUAUCAAGUAUAACUUGGUUAAAGAUGGAGCAUCAGAUGAAGAGAAGCUUGCAAAUGCUAAAUAUGCCGUCUCAAUGGCACGUAAGAUUGGAGCCAAAGUUUAUGCCUUACCAGAAGACAUCAUGGAAGUCAAGCCAAAGAUGGUAAUGACCGUAUUUGCAUGUCUCAUGAUCCGAGACAUGCAGAGCAAGCAAGUGUCCUUAGAAGACUGAAAUAUCAUCACACUACUUCCAGGCGUUAAUAUGGAAGACAGGACUUUGUUUAAUGUCAAUUGACCUUUGCCUAUAUUGCAACAAACAAGUUGACAUUUUUUGCCUAAAAUGAAGAACUUUAUUUCCUUAAAACAGGGUUUUUGACAUGUUUUUGAAUUGUUUUAUCAUAUGUUUAAAAUUUCAAAUUGCCAGUAAUUUAACUGUUGAAUUCCAUUUUACACUUUUGAUAAUAACUAAAAAAAAAUUGCUGUUUCUGUGAAAUUUGGGUGUUAGUAUUUUUUAAAAAUUUACAACUAAUUGCCAUUCUGUUGGAUUGAAUAGUUUUCUCACCUGUUGCCCAAACAGAAUUAUUGUGAUAUAUCAUCAUUUAUAGAUAAAAGUAUAAUUGCAUUAUUGGUUUUAUAGAUUUAUAUACAGAGGAAUGAUAUUGAUAUCCUGACUGUUCUUUAUAUUUGAUCAUUUUCCUAUAAUUAAACCUGUACAUGUAGAAUGUUUUGUUUAUUGUGAUAUUUUUUAUGCUCUAGUGUCAUGCUAAAUCCACCAAAUUAUUAUUUAACACUGAAAAACAAUAAUAUGGAAAGAGAACUGGACAAGAAAAGUAUGCAGCAUUAAAUGAUUAUUGUUUGGCCAUAUUCCCAUAUAUAAAACUGCUUCCAAGUAUAUUCAUGUAAGUCAUAUCAAGAUAAAUGAAAUACUUUUUCAUUCCAAUCAUCCAGUAAAAACUCCUAUGUACAUUCCAGUGACUAACACGUUUCACAUUUUUCCCCAAGAUUUAGUAUGUAUAAUAUAUAUAGAUAUAUAUUUAGUUAUAUUAAUAUUGUAGUUUUCACCAUUUAAAUAGGUUUUUGUCUGAUAUGUUCCCCAAGGUUCAAAGAUCAUUGGAAAAAUACACCUGUAGAAUGUUGCAGUUUUUUUUUUUUUUUUUGCUUUACUUUUGAGUUUUUCAUUAAUGUUCCAGCUAUUUAAGGGACUUGUCUUCCAUCAUCUGUAUGUGACAUCUGCUUGAUCAACAUCUUAACAAUAAAUCUUACAAUACAAGUUCC